Messenger RNA from Dermatophagoides farinae (American house dust mite), 1894 nucleotides. Lineage: Eukaryota; Metazoa; Arthropoda; Arachnida; Sarcoptiformes; Pyroglyphidae. The record is from RefSeq and is a predicted model, not a curated record.
UUUUGGUGAUAUAUCAUCAUCAUCAACAACAACAACAACAACAACACCACCAGUAACAGCAACAACAAUGACAAAAUUAGGACCAGCACCUAAACCACCACCAAGAUCAACAUCAAUCUAUCAUUUACAACAUCUACAACAACAUCAACUACAACGAUUAAUACCGGAUCAUUUGGAAACAUUAUUGGAACAUUCAAGUUUAAAUGAUGAUCAACCUCAACAACAACCACAUCAACCACCUUCAUCAUCAUCGAAUCUAUUUAAACAUGUUAUCAUGCGAGAUAAAACAAAUAAAAUGAAGGCAAAUAAAUUACGACCCAAAUCAGAUAUUUAUGAUUUGCAUAGUCAUCAUCAGCAACAGCAUUUGGAACAUAAUCAUCCAACUGAUCCAUCAUCAUUGGAUCAUAAUCAACAAUCAUCAAUAUCUAAUGAACAGAAUAAUUCAGUAGAUCAUCAUCAUGGUGGUGGUACUAGUGGUCGACCUGUAUCAAUGUAUUUUGGUGGUGAACAUGGCCGUCCAGUAAAACAUUCGAUCUCAAGAUUUAGCGCCUAUGAAAUAUCGUGUUCGAAUGGUUUUGGUCGAUUAGAUUCAUAUUUAAAAUUAGAUCAACUUGGUGAAGGAUCAUAUGCCACCGUUUAUAAAGGUUUUAGUAAUGUUUUAAAUCGUGUUGUUGCAUUAAAAGAGAUACGAUUACAAGCGGAAGAAGGUGCACCAUUUACAGCCAUACGUGAAGCAUCAUUACUUCGUGAACUUAAACAUGCUAAUAUUGUUACAUUACACGAUAUUGUUCAUACACGACAAACAUUAAUUCUUGUAUUUGAAUAUGUGGAUACUGAUCUAAGUCAAUAUCUGGAACGUCAUCCUGGUGGUCUGAAUGCGAAUAAUGUUCGUCUUUUUAUGUUUCAAUUAUUACGUGGUCUUUCUUAUUGCCAUGAACGCCGUAUACUACAUCGUGAUCUUAAGCCACAGAAUCUACUAAUAUCGGAACAAGGUGAAUUAAAAUUGGCCGAUUUUGGUCUUGCACGUGCCAAAUCGAUACCAUCACAUACGUAUUCGAAUGAAGUGGUUACAUUAUGGUAUCGACCACCUGAUGUAUUGCUUGGUUCCAGAAAUUAUUCCACAUCAUUAGAUAUGUGGGGAGUUGGCUGUAUAUUUAUCGAAAUGAUAUGUGGUUCACCUGCAUUUCCUGGCGUAAAAGAUCCAACCGAUCAAUUAGAUAAAAUAUUUCGUGUAUUUGGUACACCACAGAAAUCAUAUUGGGAAGAAUAUCAAUCAAUUAUGACAUUUAAUUGUUUAAAAAAUACCACGUAUCAAUCUCAACCAUUGGGACGUUGUUUUCCAAAAUUAUUGUCGAUAGCCAAUGCUGAAACAUUGGCCCUUAAAUGUUUAGCAUUAGAACCAAGAGAAAGGAUCUCAUCAAAAGAUGCAAUGCAUCAUGAAUUUUUUGCUGAUUUAUCAGCUAAACUAUAUCAAUUGCCUGAUCAUGUGCCUGUGAUCUAUGUACCCGGUUGUUCAUUAUUUCAGGAAAAUCAUAAUUUUCCAUCAAGUGUCAUGAAAAUUGCAUCAAAAAUGAAAGGUGGUGGUGGUGGUGCUUUAAAAUUUCAUCCUUGAAUAGUCACCAAAAAAUAAAGGAUGAUUCAUCAUAAUCAUCGGCUGAAAAUCUAUAUAAAAUAUCUGAUCGAUCAUUCGAAUUUAAUUGAUGACACACACACAUUUACACAUCACCACCACCAUUGUAGUACAAUAAUUAAUCUGGUCAUUAUUACAUUUCUAAUUUAAAAUAUUUUUUUUUUAUAAUACACAAACAACGACUGAUCGACCACCAUCACCACCCAUUUGUAUGAAUGGAGAAGAAGAAAAAAAAUUUAGUAUUUUUUCAUUUUAAAUUCAAUG